CUCCAAUCAAAGCAAACAUUGUUAGCCAUGGAUGGUCGGUUUGAUGGUCUCCUACUUGGGCUGGCUCAAAAACACAAGGGGAUUGAGGACCUGCUGCACACGCUUAUGACGUUCUUGGAACGACAAUCAGAUUUGUUCCACGUCAAGGAGAGCGACGGCGAUGCCAAAGGUUUUAAGGAGGGUGAGGCGGAAAAAAUGCUGCGGAAACAGUUCAGUGAAUUUCAGGCUCGAUACUUGGCGCGAGCACAGCCUCAUUUGCUUGCCCGCGUUCCGCAACAUUUAGGUGGCUAUGCUGCGGCAGCUGCAAGCAGCUCUGGAAAGCGGAGUGAGGUGCCCAUGGGCAUCAAUGCAUCUCCGCUGGAAGGUGGAGAUCCAGGGCAGUGGGAGAGCCAGAAGAAUAAGGGCGAGGGCUGGGUGUGGAAUCAGACGCCCCAGGAAAUAAACGUUGAGAUUGCUGUGGAGCCGUGCAGGGCCUCAGAUCUCAAGGUAGCUAUUGCUGCAAAGUCACUGUCAAUUAAGCUCAAGGGAAACACUCUUCUGGAGGGGAAGCUUUUUGACAAGAUCAAUAGUGAGGAGUCUACCUGGCACCUGGACAAUGGCAAACAGGUGGUUUUGAACCUGGAGAAGAUUAGACCAGCCUUCUGGGAGGGACUCUUCGAGGCUAGCUGACUGCCGAUUCAGGUUUGCAAGCCAAAGUGCAGGCAUUCCUGCAAACUGCCCUUACCACCUUGCGGCGGUACAUGUAGGUUUGUAGGAUUUAGGCGAGCACCGAAGUCUCGACAGACCUUGCUGAACUUGCUGUGGCCGAAUGGAUAGGGCUGCUUUGGCCGGUUAGCAAAUGAGUGCUUCGAUGAAAUAGUAUCAAGAAGGCUGCUGUUUCUCCUUCGUGCAUUACUCAGU
Messenger RNA from Cladocopium goreaui, 900 nucleotides. The record is from the annotation of a GenBank genome assembly. Lineage: Eukaryota; Dinophyceae; Suessiales; Symbiodiniaceae.